Molecule: messenger RNA, 456 nt
Organism: Acanthosepion pharaonis
Lineage: Eukaryota; Metazoa; Mollusca; Cephalopoda; Sepiida; Sepiidae
Source: the annotation of a GenBank genome assembly
AUGGCAAGUAGCUUUCUCUUAUCUUUCUCAGACACAAGAUAUACACUUUCUUCCUCUCUUUGGUUUUCUUCUUUCUUUCUUUCUUUCUUUCUUCUUCUUUACACAAUUCAUCUUGUAACAGAGGUAUACACUUUCUUCCUCUCUGGUUUUCCUUUUUCUUUCUUUCUUCUUCUUUACACAGUUCAACUUGAAACAGAGAGAUAUACUUUCUUCCUCUCUGGUUUUCUCUUUUCUUCAAACGCAGGCUGUAUUCUCAGCGUACAAAUUUCUCUGCGUCUUCAAUUUGGGGUUCUCGAACAGAAAUACUUGUUCUCAUAUUUCUUGUCCGGAGUUACCUGGGUUGAAUCGGACAAGUUCCAUCAUUAUCAAAUGAGUCUUAUCUUUCCGUUCAUAAAUUAUCAGCGCUUCGAUUUCAGGUCUUGCUCCUUCAAAGUCAAGACAGCAACUAACUCCUAA